GUCUACUUCAUGUUUUCGUAAACAAUGUCUACUUCAAUUCAUGUUGAAUUCACUCAACAGUUAUUAUAUAUUGUCAUUGCGUCUGUUCCUUGAAGAUGUGUAUGCUGUUUGAUCAUAAGGAAGCCACUAAAUUGUUCUGAAAUUGCUGAAAUGAUUUGUAAAGAUUCCUUCAUCAACACUAACCAGAGAGUUGGAUCCACCGAAUCCAUUUGAGUUUACAAACGCUGUCAAAAAAAAUCCGUACGUGUGUUGAAGUGGCAUCCAGGAAAAAUAAAAAGGAUGACGUCAAUUCGUCAAUGGCAAGGGACUGUUCCUAUUGAAAACCUUGAUCAUUGAAUGAACGCAGGUUGUAAUGCUUCGUUAACGAGCUACUUUGAGGGCAAAUUGCUAAAACAAAGAACGUGAAGAUGGAAGCAUUAAGUUUUGUGCUAAAGUACAUGAAAGGAGACAACAAUCUUUAUGAGAAUGAUGAAAAAAAUAAUAAAGAAAGUCAUGGCUUGGAAUCUCAUAAAAGGAGACUUGCUACAAGUUUUGAAGUCCUUGAAGAUCUUGGUGGAAAAUUAUUUGGUGUCACUGAAGCAUGGGUGAAAAUGCUAAUAGAGAAAAUGCUGUAUAUACAUUCUCUCUCAACGUUCACACCUUACAAAUUUGAGAUGAAACUUUGCGUCUCAUUAACUGAUGUGAAACGAAGAAUUAUCCCGAAAGUGACCGAAAAUAUUUUCUUUGUUGCACUGAAUACAGAACGACUAUGUACAUUUGAUCAUAAAACAGAUCAAUCAUUGAAACACAUUGAAAUUAUACCUUCUGUGAACAACCAACGGAAUGAAUUCUUAAACCAUAGGAACGGUUUAAUAAGUUAUUUGGAUGGACAAGAAAAGCUGCAGAGUAUAAACGGAAUAUGCUUGACACCAGACAACAUAAAAAAGACGAGAGAAAAAUGGCACCACUUGUUGCAAUCACACAAACUGGAUACGAGCAAACAUGAAAACUACCAUCUGCGUCAGUUUACUCAUAGCUGUUUCACAAACAUGCCUUGUUAUGAUCAUACAAGCCAAAACACAGUGAUUAAAACAUCCACUGAGUUCAAAAGAUUUCUUAACGACAUCCAACACCAGUUUCAAUCCCAGUGCUCAGGUUCGAUGGACGAUGCAACCCUUGGCACUAGGCUACUGUUCAAUUUUUUGAAAGAAACCAACCGGACAUAUGCAGGUUUACGUUUAAAUAAAUCGGGCACAUCAGUGAAGAUCGUUCACUAUGGUAUAGAUGAAUAUCCUGAACUAAGAACAACGGAAGAAAAGCUAAUAGAACCAGCGAUAUCGGGGUCGUUUUUGAAUUUCAGUACAAAGGAAAAAGUUGAAUUUUUCCGUUUAGCUUCUUUUCUAAAAACACUGGAGAAAAUUGGCAUCCAUUCUCAUACAUCAGAUGAAGACGUUGAAAGAAAAUUAGAGAAUUACACAAAUACUGGAACUCAUUUCCAAUAUGGUGGAGAAAUAAUGAACAUAAAAACCAUUCUUGCAGAAAAAGAGAACAGACUUCUACACGAUGAAAAAAUCCUUGUCACAUACAAAGGAAUUUCUCUUGCUUUCGAUACUAAAAUAGAACUCAAAAUAGACGAAGAAGCUGCAUUUCUAACUGAAAAAUACAACAUAAAUAACUUUGAUGAACAUGAAAACAAAAAGUCUUCAACAAAAGAAAACAGAAAAGAGGUGCAGCUAUUUUUUGAAAGAAUACUACAGAGCAAAGGACAAAUUCUCAUGACAGGGUAUGCUAUCGCUGGAUUUGGUGAUCUUGUAAAUUUUCAAAUGUUGUAUAAAACAAUUAUUACAAAACACCCAGAACUCAAACAACGAAUCAAUGCGUACGCACAUUUUUACCGCUAUUCAAUCGCCAACACAACAUUAAACAAGUUACUCGACAAGGACAUCAAAGUCAUAGCACACAAUAAUGCCAAUCGUCAAUGGGAUCCUAACUAUAGCUAUAAAUUGGUGUCAGAAAUAGCUAAAACUCACCAGCCAGAGUUUGAAAUUCAGUAUAAUGUUGGCUCAGUAUUUAAGACUGUUGCAGAAGAAAGAAACGUUCUUAGAGUUGGCGAGAUCGGAGGAAUGGCCGGGGUAAGCUUAGUUGAUGAUGCAUACUUCACUGGUUUAUCACGUGGAGGAAUAGGAUUUGGCAUUCCUACAGCUAGUGUGGAUGUCAACCAAUCAGAGAUCAAAGAAAUUAUAUCAGGUAUUCUUUAUAAUGUCCUUGGUCAAAAACCUUCAUGUAAUACGUCAUUCGCAGAAAUAAUCAAAGAAAGAUUUGCUCUUAUGAUGGCACGUGAAAAUUCCCAUGUGAUCAAUCAGCGAAAAUUCAACGAUAAUUGUGACGUUAAAGAUGGGCAAAACUUUAGUGCGGGCAAGCGGCUACUUGCCAAAAUUCUCAAGGCAAUGACAGAACAAUCAGACGUCGAUAAACCAAUAAUUCUUGCAACCAGUAACAUAGAAGCUCUGUCAAAACAAGCAAGUGAAGUGGGCGUCAAACUGACUUCAAAACAAGCUUUUAUUUUGAAUGGCAGCGAGUACAAACAGUUCCUCAUAAGAACAAAGUCAGGUAGGGAGGCAUUUGUUGUUCAGGGUUUUUUUGAAAACACGCUCGUGAAUGCUAUCAUGAAACAUGCGACUAUCCCAGUGGUUUACUCUGGUGAAGGAUCGAUGAACGAAGGCUUGUCAUUUGGUGGCAAAGGUUUUAUGAUUCCAUUUUAUGACUUCCAAGUUAGCACUCUUAUUGAGUCUGGAGGUAUCGCCAGUAAACAGAGUUUUGAUCCAUUUCUAAUGUUCAUCGAUGGAAAUGAUGAUGGAUUUCAAAACGACCCUGACAAAGUCGUCCGUCUGAAACUUUGCAUCAACAAGCUAUAUAUCAACUGUGAACAAUAUGACUUACUUAAGCUUAGAGUUGGUGAGCAAUAUCCUCAGAUGUACCUAGUAACCGUUAAGACAGACAGAGAAAUGCAUAUUAAAAAACUUGACAAUACAGAAGUAGACUUUCAAGUUGAAAACAGCAGCAUGCAUGACUGGAAUCGAAAAAAAACAUUUUUGUCUACUCAGGCUACCCUUUACAAACUUGACGACUGGGCAAAAGAAUGGAUGAAACUUAUUUACGAUCGCAACGCAAUAGAUUUGGACCUCAGCAAGCUAGGUCAACAAACGCUAGCUAUGCUUCGAAAAGAAAAUGCACAAUUGUCCAAUUGGUUUGAUCUACUCGACGUUGAAAGAAAGUAAAACUUUUGGGCUUGCUCGCGUAAUCAUUCGACUUUCAAAAAGAAGGCUUUUUAUAAAUUACAGCAACUUUAAAACGACGUACAAGAAAAAGCCGUAUUGUAUAGAUUACAUGUGAUCCAAUCAAUCUUAUUUAUUUUUAUUUUAAGUAAUUGACCACGAAUGCCGUCAAAAUUAGCGAUUCAAUACAAUACAAACUUAUUUUAUUUUUUCACAAUAUAAAAUAAGUAAACAAUAAUUUUUAUUUACAAUAUGAACUAUUUAAACUAUUCUAUUUAUUAUCAUUUAUUCAGAGUAUAAGCAAUACUACUCAUUAAUUAUAACCUGUUCAUCACUGGCAAUACAUCUGUAACAUAUUUUGAUCCAUUUUUUAUAUAUUAUUUGAUAUCUAACAAUGCAUGUAUUCACCAAUAUUAUUUCAUAUAUUCUUGUAAGGACCUUACUGCCUUAUUUUUAUUAUAGUAUUAUCUACUUGUUAUUAUAGUACUGGUUCCAAUCUACAAAAAGAAAUUGUUAAUUGAUUAUAUAAUUCUAUGAUCUUA
Molecule: messenger RNA, 3796 nt
Organism: Xenia sp. Carnegie-2017
Lineage: Eukaryota; Metazoa; Cnidaria; Anthozoa; Malacalcyonacea; Xeniidae
Exons: 5
Coding region: 408-3257 (949 amino acids)
Source: RefSeq, a predicted model, not a curated record